GACACAGCGGCAGCCGCAAAGGCUCUGGCCUCUGCCGCCGGCGUUAAAAAGCUAGAGUUGCCACAAUUUUUCGGCAACGCGAUGCAAUGGUUGCAAUUUAAACGUAUUUUCGAUUAUACAAAGAUACAUUUUUCAGCUUUAGACAACAUAACACGACUAGACAACGCACUUCGUGGGCCUGCACGUGAGGCCGUAGCGGCGCUGUUGAUGUCGACGGAGGACCCCGACGAGGUCAUGCGCGCUCUUGAGGAGAACUUUGCGCGCCCCGAACUCAUCGUAUUCAGGGAGGUGAACAACCUGAAAACAUUGCCCAAACUAGGUAAUGAAUUACGUGAGCUAGGAAUCCUCACUAACAAGUCUCCGGCCCUACUGGAACCUGUAACGUGUACGCACUCCUCGACGACGGAAGUACCGCUACACUUAUAGAUUCUAGCAUCGCCACGCGUAUUGGAGCGACGGGACCGCGACAGACGAUAACGGUCAACGGGGUAGGCGGUCUCGUAAGAAAAACUACCGUCUCCCACGUAGAGUUCAGCAUCAAGGGUAGGUACUCGCAAGAGACUUUCAAAAUUAAGAACGCCCGCGCAAUGGAUGACUUAGGUCUACGGCCACAAUCUAUAAGUCGCGAUAAGAUAAAUUCAUACUCGCAUUUAAGUGAUUUAAUUGACUUUGUCACGUACGAGAAUGCCACUCCAAGCGUACUCAUUGGAGCGGAACACUGGCAUCUCUCAAUAAACCGAGAGGUUCGGACCGGAGGGAAAAAUGAUCCCGUCGCUUGCCUGACAGCGCUUGGCUGGACACUGUAUGGUGUUGCUUCCUCCCGAACAAAACUCAUUGAAUUUGUAAACCACACCUUUGUGAGGUACGUUGACGACAGUAUUGAAACUCUAUUAAAGGAACAAUAUAAACUUGACUCCAUAGGUAUAAAACAUACAGACACAUCGCUCAACAAACAGGAUCAACGCGCAGUCGACAUUUUAGAGGCGACUGCUAGGCGGCUACCCUCUGGUCGUUUUGAAGUAGGUAUGCCUUGGCGCGACGACGUUAUACGCGUCCCUGACAGUCACCCCCAAGCGUUGUCUCGUUUUUUAAGUUUGGAGCGUCGUAUGUCCAAAGAGCCUGAGUUCGCUAAGGCAUACACCGAGUUCAUGAAUAACAUGAUUGACAAGGGUUACGCAGAGGAGUGUUCUCCAGAGUCUUACCACGUUUUUCAUAAAAAAGACUGUGACAACUUGCGGCUUUAUCUCCCACAUUUUGGCGUAUACCAUCCUCAAAAACAAAAGGUUAGGGUUGUGCACGACGCAGCAGCUAGAAACGAGGGUAUAAGUUUAAAUUCCCUGCUGAUCCCUGGUCCUGAUCUACUACAACCUCUUCUCAAAAUUUUAUUUCGGUUUCGGGAAGGCCUCGUCGCGAUGACAGCCGACAUUAAGGAAAUGUUUCCUCAAGUUCGGAUAAGGGAACAGGACAGAGACGCUCUUCGAUACUUGUGGAGGUCAGACAAAUCACAACCCCUUAAAGAGUUUAGGAUGACAUCGGUCAUAUUCGGUGCGUGCUGUAGCCCCUUUGUAGCACAGUUUAUAAAAAACAAAAAUGCUCGCGAACAUACUCACCAGUUCCCUAAAGCCGUAGACGCCAUCUUGUUCAGUCAUUAUAUGGACGACUACAUCGAUUCUCAAGAUGACGUAAACGAGGCCGCCCAUUUAGCUGCGGACAUAGUCAAGGUGCAUGGUGCAGCCUGUUUCGAGAUGCGAGGAUGGAUCUCCAAUAAGUCAGAGGCACUUAAGCUUGUCCCCGAGGACUUGAGAGCUGUCCAACAAGUGGAGGUUGAUCUUGGUGAGUCAGCUAGUUUCAUACGAGCUUUAGGCAUAGCGUGGUACCCCAGCACAGAUUUUAUAGGGUUUCGCACGGGUUUGACUGAAACGGCGCCAGUCAAAUUGACUAAGAGGAAGGUUUUGUCGCACAUAAUGCGCGUUUAUGACCCUUUGGGUUUGUUAGGGCCCAUUGUUGUACAAGGGCGAAUACUUUUUCAACAAACUUGGCGGACUAACGUCGGCUGGGACACCGACCUUCCCCAAACUGAGGCAUCAAAGUGGUCUGAUUGGUUUCGAGACCUGUCUAAAGUCACGGCGUUAAAGAUUCCGCGUUGGUACUCGGGCGCAAAGGGAUCUGAACCAUCUUUUAGAGAGCUGCAUGUUUUUUCCGACGCGAGCGAGCUCGCCUAUGCCUGUGUUGCUUACUGGCGUUUACUUUACCCCGACGGAAGCAUCAAGGUCGCUCUCAUAGCGAGCAAAGCCAGAGUUUCCCCAUUAAGACCGAUUUCGAUUCCACGCUUGGAACUGCAGGCCGCUUUGAUAGCCUCACGGCUUGGGGUCACCAUCAAGGACAGUCAUCGCAAAAAAUCUAUCCGUACUUAUUUUUGGACUGACUCGAUGACUGUCCUUCAGUGGUUACGUAACGACGCACGAGCCUUUAAACCUUUCGUUGCCCAUCGGCUUGGAGAGAUAUUAGAAAAUUCGUCAGUCGAAAAUUGGCGAUGGGUACCGACAGAUUUGAACGUGGCCGAUGAUGCAACGAGGUUGCGCCCUAUAAAUUUGGACGCUACCCAUAGGUGGUUUAGCGGUCCCUCAUUUCUUUUGAAAUCUUCGGAGGACUGGCCCUCAGAGCCAUUGAAUGUCCCACCAGUUCGAGACGAGUUGAAAUGUCCGCGGAACGAAUUGGUGGGAUUACUCACGAUAGGCGCGGUCAUUCCCGACCCAGUCACACCUCCUUUGGACCGUUUUAGUGACUGGGUGCGCUUGUUGCGUGCCACAGCACGAACGCAUCAAGCCGCGGCUUUGUUUAAAAACUAUUUGGCUACCGCUCAUGAACGUCUCCGCCGCUUGUCCACGCCCGCCACGCUGCCGCCUCUCGAUGCCGAUCUCAUGAAAGCCGCAGAAAGGCAUGUUUUACGACGGAUCCAACUCGAGUCAUUCCAGAACGAAAUCCACCUUAUCGUCAACUCGAAGCCAAUCCCCUCGAGCAGCCGCAUUUCCAAACUGUCGCCCUCACUGGGAGAGGACAAGCUCCUGCACUUGGCUGGGCGAAUUAAAGCAGUCGAAAACGUGGACCCCAACGUACGCUCUCCGAUCUUACUCGAUGGACGUCACCCAGCUGCCCGAUUAUUGGUCGAACAUUACCAUCGGCGAGCCGGCCAUGCCAACCAUGAAGCAGUCAUCAAUGAAAUUAGACAAAGGUUUUGGCUUCUCAGACUCAGAAACACCGUCAGAACCGUCGCGAACCGAUGCCUACAAUGCAGAAUACGAAAAGCCGCACCGUUGAAUCCACCGACAGGAGAUCUGCCGCCACAAAGACUGGCACACCAUCAGCGGCCGUUCACUUUCACUGGCCUCGAUUAUUUUGGCCCCGUAAACGUGACUGUCGGCCGCCGCCACGAGAAACGAUACGUAGCGCUCCCGACAUUACAGCCUAGACAGUCUACCAGGAGUCACGCAACGGUUCGAGUUGGCGAUACAGUCAUAAUCUGCGACGGGACACUGCCCAGAGGAUUGUGGCCACUUGGUCGGAUCAGCCAGCUUCACCCCGAGCGAGACGGAGUCUGCAGGGUGGUGGACGUGGACACAGCUGCGGGCACGCUGCGCCGCCCCCUCAGAAAGAUUGUGGAAAUUGGUGCAAUGCUGCACGAGGGGGAGGAUGUUGCGAACUCUUCGUAGGUUUUGUAAUCUUUUUAUAUUAUUAUGUUUUUUAUAUUUAUUCUUUUUUGACGUUUUGUAUGUUGAUUUUGUUUUUACUUCUUGUCGUUUGCUUUUUUGGUGACUGGUGAAAAUAUAUUAAAUAAUUCUCAAAGCUAAGUAUCUGUUGUUCCUUCAUUUCAUUUAGUUAUACAGUCCACUUCAUA
Messenger RNA from Pectinophora gossypiella (pink bollworm), 3895 nucleotides. RefSeq lists its product as uncharacterized. The transcript is spliced from 2 exons. The record is from RefSeq and is a predicted model, not a curated record. The coding region runs from base 588 to 3710 and encodes 1040 amino acids. NCBI's taxonomy places the organism in Eukaryota, Metazoa, Arthropoda, Insecta, Lepidoptera, Gelechiidae.